GAAGUCUCGUGUAUUUUUAACUGCCAGUUGAUUUCCUUAUUGUUAGGUUAUCAUAUUGUGUUUUCGUGAUAGUUCUUUAAAGGUCAUUUCAACGACAUUGAUUAGCGGUAGAGGUAUGUGCUCACAUUUUAACCUCUGCAACAGUCGUUUAUUAUGAGAGUUCGCCAUUUCCAUAACAUGGUGUAUGCGUAGCGGAAACGUCCUCAGAUAGGCGGCUAUAAAACGCAUCUUUUUGCACCGAAAACUGAGAUUUUUCAGCAACAGACUUAGCAUCAAGAUGCAGACGUUCAUACCAUUGUGCUUGGCGAUUUGGUUUCUCAGUUGUGGCUCAGACGCGGCGUAUAAGGUUCCCAAUUCAUGCCAGAUUGUCAACGUAUCAAUGUGCAACAGUAUUUUACCGUACAAUCUCACAAAAUUACCUAAUUACCGUAGACAAUACACGCAGACAGCCGUUAGAGACUACCUUGGAAGCGAAGACGUAACAAACCUUGUCAAAACAAACUGCUCAAGUGAUUUGGUCUUCUUUCUGUGCGUUUUGCAUCUUCCAAUCUGUGUUAAAGAGUUUCUGGCCCCAGUUCUACCUUGCCAAAAGCUGUGUGAAAAAGUCAAAGAAGAUUGCUUGCCUACGAUAAGGAAUUAUGGGCGAGAUUGGCCGAUUGACAUUGAAUGCCAUAAAUUUCCCAACUAUGAAAAGGGAGUCUGCAUCAAAAGAGUUGUAGUCCACAAGAACUUGAAAAAUGACACAAGCAAGCAUAACGGCUCUGGAAGAAACAGGAAAUCUAAAGGGCCAUGCAAAUGCAAAACAGAUGAAAAGAUGAAGUGGAGUCUGCUCAAAUUUCAUGAUCGUGCCUACGACUUUGUGUUUAUUGGCCGAAUAGUGCGAAUUAGUAAAAAUCUUACCAAAGACAAUCACAGGCAAAUUACCUUCACCAACAUCCACACUUUCCGAAGGGGAAAAUUUAAGACCAACAGAAUCUAUGUGCCCUCCUCUUGCCCAUGCCCUUACUUGAAAAAGAAUAACUACUUCGUCAUAAUGGGCAGAGAAGAUCAGCUCAGAAAGAAACUGGUACUGAAUCGAAAGAGUUUUGUUUUCAAAAUCAAGAGAAUGAAGAAUAUGAGAAAACUCAAGAAGCUUAAACAUCUAGCACUUAGACAGUUUCUGAUGAGUCUAAACUACAUGAACAACAAAUCUUCCAAUAAAGGAUAGAAGACGUCGAUCAAAAAAGUCAUCAAGAACUCUUUUAAAAAACACCAUGAACGACGUAGUAUUUAAACAAGAGCUAAAGUAGUCAGCUCUGUAAUGGAGAAAGAUCGCCAAAAAGUAAAGAAAUUCCGUACAUGAGACUUGUGAAGAGUUGGAAAUCUUCCAAAGUACCACAACUACAUUGCUUCGUUGUUCAUUCUUCGUCGUCUUUUCAUGUACUUCUGUGUUUCUAUAUCUUAGGACGACUUUUAACACUUAUUAAUCUAACAGUCUUACACUCUUUAUGUUUCACGCUUUAAGAGUGUAUUCAUAAAGCCGUGAAAUACACUUUAGUGUUCUGCACUUUAUAACUCUAUAUUUUGCAUUUUUUGUCCUUUCGGCGUAUCGUGCGAUCACACUUUGGGAUAUUCUACUUUGUUUCACGGUUUAGAGUGAUUUUCAUAAACCCGUGAAACACACUUUAGCGUUCUACACUUUAAUUACCCUUUAUUUUUCGGUGCAUCAUCGGCAUUGCAUUACACUUCGUUUCACGGUUUUAUGAAAAACGCUUUACACUUGAAAUGGUGAAAUACAAUAGAAGCUAGCACUGUAUCCUUGAAACUUGAUUUGAACAAAAUAAGUGCAAAGUAAGUAAAUCUCAUUAACGUUGUUCAGUUGUAAACACGUAAAGACAACAAGAAAGUCAUUUCCAUAUAUCAUAUUUUUGUUUCUUUGCAAGAAUAUUCAGACAUAAAGUACCAAAAAUUCUUUACAAUUUUUAUAACGUCAGUAUAUUGAGGUCCAGAAAACCGUGAAAUAGAUAUUGCAUUAAUACACCUUAGUACCCUCUAAUUGCUUUGUUUUCUUUUUUGUAUAUUUGAAUAUCACACUUUAAGUCAAAUUUUGUUUCACGGGUCUAAUGAACUCUUUCAAGUACUUUUUCAAGUGUUUGCACUCUAAUCCCUUUGCUUCCUAUUAUCUAAUCAACUUUAUUUAGUAGUAACUAUUACCAUAUAUAUCAUGGAUUUUGAAAACGUCUACUCUACAUUCAAAAGAUUAUAUUCUAAAAAAUGCAAAUUUUCUUCAUAGAUGUAAAAAAUUAGCUAGACAUAGAAAAUAGAAGAAAAACGAUACUAUUGUUCCAAAUAAAAGCUUUUGACUAUGACAGUAGCCAACCAUGAGCUAUUUUCUUUUCCUGUAGUGACGUCAUGUGUUUUGGAGCGAAGUGCAUCAUGGUGAUCAUGGUAUUGAUGAAAGAAUCAAAGUGGCGGAUGUCAAAAACCUACGAAGGACAACGUUUCUUUGCGAAAUUAUCGCUACAAAAGGUCGAGACUAGCAUUAAAUGACAUGUCAACAGAUAAAAGACCUUUCUGGGAAAUUAUUAAUGGUUGCUGUUCGCGAAAAACAGCCUGAAAGACCAGAAACAUAAACGAAAAAACAACAUGAUUUAGAUUGCACUUUAGUCAAUCCCAUGAUGCAUCUGCGCUCAUUAAGGUGAAAGGAAAUUGGAAGCUCAUGCAAGUCAAUCCUGUCAAAUAAAUCCACAAAUAUAAACUUUAGCUGAGAAAAAAUAUAUGGAAGACUAAUAUUAUUUGUACAUUUUAAUAAAUCGUGUGUUACAUAAC
Exaiptasia diaphana is the source of this 2808-nucleotide messenger RNA. Its product is annotated as secreted frizzled-related protein 3. The record is from RefSeq and is a predicted model, not a curated record. The transcript has 6 exons. Gene Ontology annotation, molecular function: Wnt receptor activity; Wnt-protein binding. Bases 278 to 1207 code for a protein of 309 amino acids. Gene Ontology annotation, cellular component: plasma membrane. Gene Ontology annotation, biological process: canonical Wnt signaling pathway; non-canonical Wnt signaling pathway. NCBI's taxonomy places the organism in Eukaryota, Metazoa, Cnidaria, Anthozoa, Actiniaria, Aiptasiidae.